AUGUUAUGGAAAUUAUUUUAUACUGAAAACGAAUCAAGUAACUUAUUUGUUCUUAUUUUAGCACCCUUGGACGUGUCACAACCAUUGAGUGAUAUUCAUGUACUUCUUGGCCAACCUGGCACCUUGACUUUAACAUGCGAUGCAUUUCCUGUACCAAAAGUUACAUGGUACUUCAACGACACAGAAUUGAAAAAUACAACAAAGCAUAAAAUCGAAGCGAAACCUACUCUAUAUACACUGACCGUCAAUAAAUGCGACCAUCCAGAUGUUGGUACCUAUCGCGCACGCAUCGAUAACGGAAUUGAGAAUACCGAACAAACUGCUAAGCUGCAUGUUGGAGUUAAACCAAAAGUUGAAGCAACUAAACCAGCUAAUGAUCAGACAUGUACCAUUGGACAAGACACCCAAAUCUCAUGGAAAUUUAGUGGCAUUGAAAAGCCUGAAGUAACAUGGCUCUUCAAUGGGGAACCCUUGGAGACUAUCGAACGUUUUCAUAUUACUGAAACAGAAGAUGGAACUUCAACAUUAUCUAUUCAAAAAGCCGAACUCACCGAUAAGGGUGUUUACACUGCUAAGGCUACAAAUGCAGUCGGCGUAGCUGAAGCUAAAACAACAUUGAAUAUUGCUGGUAUUAAACCAGUGCUAACAACUGAUCUUGAUGCUACUUUACAAGCGACGAAAGGUGAAUCUAUGACAAUUAAAUUAUCGGCUACUGGCACACCAAGACCGGAUAUUGUUUGGAUUCGUGGCAAUGAUGAGCUCGUUCCAAGCGAUCGUAUUCAAGUGAGUGCACCAACAGAAGACGGAGAUGAUACAUACACCAUAACCAUCCUAAAUGUUCAACCGGAAGAUCAGGGAGAUUAUUCAGCAAAAGUAACCAAUGUCGGUGGAACACUUAAAACAAAGAAAUGCAAAGUCACUGUUACCAAAACACCUGAAUUUCUCGCGAAACCGACAACACAAGAAGUCCAACAGGGCGAAAAUGCAGUAUUCGAAACGAAAGUUGAUGGUUAUCCGAUACCGAAAGUAAUGUGGCUACUCAAUGGAAAACCAUUGACACCAAAAGAUGGUGCUCAAAUCGAAAUGAAUGCUCCUACGGGUGAUGCUAAAUUAACUAUACCUAAAGUUGAUUUACAGCAACAUGCAGGAUCAGUCACAUGUCGUCUUGAAAAUGUACAUGGCAGCCAAGAAGAAACUGUUCACCUGAAUGUUCUUGCUGCGCCACUGAUUGUAACACAACUUCGGAAACAAGAAGAAACGGUGAGUGGUAAGGAUGUGACAUUACGAGUUGUUGUUCGGGGAUCUCCACGGCCGGAUGCUGAAUGGUUCUUUAAUGAUAUAAUGAUGACAUCAGCAAAUAGUUCAUACGACGAAGAGAAGAGUGAAUAUCAACUUCUAUUGAAAGAACCAACUGUUGCAAGCAGUGAGGGAACGUAUCGUGUUGUCUUAAUUAGUGAACUUGGAGAAGCGGAUUCUACACCUUGUGUAUUAACUGUAUUGGAGCCCGUGAAGCUCACCAAGAUUGGUCCAACAUCAGAAGUCGUUGACUUGAAAGUUGGCGAGCCGUUCGAAUUCUUGGCUGAUAUAGAUGGGAAAGAAGCCCCGAAAGUACAGUUGACAAAAGAUGGUAAAGAAGUGAAAUUCACAAGUGUGGAAGAUAUGCGUCACAUAUACUCGAUUCAUGAAGUGAGACCAGAACAUCAAGGUGUAUACAAAUUGACUGCGAAGAACAAGACUUCUUCAGAAGAGACAAGCGUAACACUGAAUGUUACUGGUAAGUUGCUGCUUUUUU
Messenger RNA from Rotaria socialis, 1792 nucleotides. NCBI's taxonomy places the organism in Eukaryota, Metazoa, Rotifera, Eurotatoria, Philodinida, Philodinidae. The record is from the annotation of a GenBank genome assembly.